AUGGCUCCUGUUGCCAAGGAAUUCGACAAGAUCAUCAAAGAUGGCCGCGAGCGCAAGAAGAAUGAAGCCCUCGCCAGCAGAAUCUUCUCCAAGGGUCGUCGCCAGAGCGCGCCGUCCAAGCUCAAGGCUGCCACGGGACCAUCCCUCGCAAGUCGCGUAGGCGUUCGCAAGAUUCCACAACGCGCCAUCACCUCGGGCCGUCGAGCCAGCGUUCCCGUCGGCAACGUCAAUGGCGACUGGACGCACGAUCUACACCACACAGUCCGCGGCGGCGGCGGGGCUUCCACAUCCCUCGGCGCGCGUGUGACGCUUCCAGGCAGCGGCCAGAGCACGUCCAAGCGAGCGAUGGCGCGCAGGGCUGCUGCGGCCGCCGACGCUAUGGACGUGGACAUUGACACGACCAGCGUCAAGGGCCGGGGCAAGGGCAAGGCUGCUGCGGCGCGCAGCCAGGUCAAUGUACGGGGAGGUGGUGCGGCACCGCAACAGCAGCAGGGUAUUUCGAUUCGCGGCCUGGCGGGCCCGUUUGCCGUCAUGGGGCAAAACUUUGCGCCGGGCACGACGCCGGCGGAUGUCGAGAGCGCCAUGACGCCGAUUGGCGGCGAAAUGGUCCGCUGCGAGCUCGUCAAGACGCAGCCGUUCCUUAUGAUGGAGAUGGUGUUCGCGUCGAGAGAGGGCGCGGAGCGUGUCAUUGAUACCUUCAACGACAAGACGGCGGACGGCCGCAUUCUCAAAGUAUACCCCAAGGUUGGCGGACAGAAACGACCCGGCGUUCAGCUGUUACUCGCUCAGUAUGGCUGGGAGAGAUCAUUCAAGAGAAUAAACUGGAACAUGUCGCAGUAG
Akanthomyces muscarius is the source of this 840-nucleotide messenger RNA. RefSeq lists its product as uncharacterized. The transcript has 6 exons. Gene Ontology annotation, molecular function: nucleic acid binding. The coding region runs from base 1 to 840 and encodes 279 amino acids. The record is from RefSeq and is a predicted model, not a curated record. NCBI's taxonomy places the organism in Eukaryota, Fungi, Ascomycota, Sordariomycetes, Hypocreales, Cordycipitaceae.